This is a messenger RNA of Condylostylus longicornis, 471 nucleotides long. RefSeq names its product mitochondrial import inner membrane translocase subunit TIM44-like. Gene Ontology annotation, biological process: protein import into mitochondrial matrix. Lineage: Eukaryota; Metazoa; Arthropoda; Insecta; Diptera; Dolichopodidae. The record is from RefSeq and is a predicted model, not a curated record. Gene Ontology annotation, molecular function: protein-folding chaperone binding. The annotation marks the transcript as partial. The transcript is spliced from 3 exons. Gene Ontology annotation, cellular component: mitochondrial inner membrane.
AUGAUAGGCAAACUGCUUGGUGAAAGUGCACAAGCAGCUGCGUUGCGAGAGAUGAAAGCAAUAGAUCCUUCAUUCCGAUUGCCAGAACUCGUUGAAUUGGCAGAGCACGUUAUCGCGCCUCAUUUGGUUCAUUCGUUUUUGAAUGGCGACAGAGAAGCGCUUAAGAUUCAAUGUGGCGAAGCGGCAUAUGCUGCAGUUGAUCACUCCAUCAAGGAGAGGGACACGUUGAAGCUCUCGUUAGAUCCAACUGUACUUUUGUUAAGAAACGUCGAAUUUAAAGGUGCAUCAACUAUGCCUGAUAAGGCACCUUGGUUUAUUUUUACGUUCACGGCUCAACAAAUCAAUUGUAUGCGGGAUAAGGACGACAGGGUGGUUGUCGGUGCAAUUGAUGACAUUCGGGAGGUAGUCUAUUCUGUCGCCUUGAUGAAACACCCAGAUCCUGAAAUAGCAGGCUUGGAAUAUCCAUGGCAG